Molecule: messenger RNA, 1792 nt
Organism: Leopardus geoffroyi (Geoffroy's cat)
Lineage: Eukaryota; Metazoa; Chordata; Mammalia; Carnivora; Felidae
Product: olfactory receptor 4F3/4F16/4F29-like
Exons: 1
Coding region: 21-1001 (326 amino acids)
Biological process (GO): G protein-coupled receptor signaling pathway
Cellular component (GO): membrane
Molecular function (GO): G protein-coupled receptor activity; olfactory receptor activity
Source: RefSeq, a predicted model, not a curated record
CUUCAGGAUCAGCCUAGCACAUGAAGUUGAUGGAUGGAGGAAAUCACUCAGUGGUGUCUGAAUUUUUGUUGCUGGGGCUCACCAGUUCUUGGGAGAUUCAGAUUCUUCUUUUUUUGUUUUUUACUAUAUUUUAUAUAGCAAGUAUGUUAGGAAACCUUCUCAUUGUGCUCACGAUCAUUUCAGACCAUCACUUACAUUCCCCCAUGUACUUUUUGCUGGCAAAUCUUUCCAUCAUUGACACUGGUGUUUCCAGUAUUGCAAGCCCAAAGAUGAUUUAUGACCUUUUCAGAAAACAUAAAGUCAUCUCGUUGGCAGGGUGCAUUACUCAGAUGUUCUUUAUUCACACUGUUGGGGGUACGGAGAUGGUGCUGCUCAUAGUUAUGGCCUAUGACCGAUACAUUGCUAUCUGUAAGCCUCUCCACUACCUGACCAUCAUGAGCAUGAGAAUGUGCAUUUCCCUUUUGGCUGUUGCCUGGACCAUUGGACUCAUCCACUCCGUGGCCCAACUGGCUUUUGUUAUAAACUUGCCCUUUUGUGGUCCCAACAAAAUGGAUAGUUUUUAUUGUGAUUUUCCUCGGUUCAUCAAACUUGCAUGUACAGACACAUAUAGACUGGAGUUUCUGGUCACUGCCAACAGUGGUUUCAUCUCCAUGGGCACCUUCUUCAUCUUGAUUGUGUCUUACAUCUUCAUCCUGGUCACAGUUCGCAAACACUCUUCAGGUGGUUCAUCCAAGGCUCUCUCCACUCUCUCUGCUCACAUCACCGUGGUGGUCUUUUUCUUUGGUCCUUGCAUUAUUGUCUAUGUGUGGCCAUUCCCUACCUUACCAAUCGAUAAAUUUUUAGCCAUCUUUGAUGCCCUUAUCACUCCUUUUAUGAAUCCUAUUAUCUAUACAUUCAGAAAUAAGGAGAUGAAAGUGGCAAUAAAGAGACUGUUUGGUAAGAUUUUAAGUGUCAAGAAGAGUGCUUUCAUGAACGAUCAAAGCCAUUUGGAUUCAUCUUGACUAUUUUUGGAAGUUAAUCUCUUUAAACUUUUCAUAAAUCUUUUCAGUUUAGUUAGUAAUUUCAAUAUCUACUUGAAAAUCGUCCUCAGGACUCUGUUCUGAUCUGGUCAGUUUUUUAUAGGGACCCUUACCCUGUGGAUCCUGAAACUACUGAGGAAGAAUUAAUUCAGCCUUGGAAUAUAGUGUCUUUCUUGUUAUAGAAGAAUAUGAAAUCUCACAUACUGGGCACAUUUUCCAUUAAGACAAAAUGUUGGAUACUCCUCUUUGGUAAUGAUUCUCAAAGACAUGUCUCUUCUAUCUACAUAUGUACUGAUAUUCAUACCCUCUGAGUUUCUUUUGUCUAUAUACUUGGAGGAAUAAACAAAAUGAAGAUAGGUGCCUAGGUAGCUCUCAGAAUUUGAGGCUUCUAACAUCUGGAUUUGACUAUACACACUCAGAUUUAGCUAAUAAUGAGGUUUUUAGAUUUAAUGGGAAUUUGAAGGCAAAAUUUGGGAUAAAUCAUAGAAUGACAACCUAGGAUACUUUAAUAUUAUUAUUUAAUCAAAUGUUUUGAGACCAGAGAUGUAAAGUCCUACACCACUCAGUGUGUAUCAUAAUUAUAUUUUACCCCAAUUAUUUCCUAAACAAUUUUUAUAUGGUAAAGAAAGCUAUGUGAAUAUUAAAAGAUUAUAAAUGGAUUGAAUAUUUUGGAGCUAAGGAUAGGUAGCACUGGCUUAUGAAUAAAUAAAUAAAAUGCAAAAGAUUUCUAUGUUAUAUGUAUCAAGUUUAUAAGUAAGUAAAUAGCAAAUUCA